Molecule: messenger RNA, 3341 nt
Organism: Galleria mellonella (greater wax moth)
Lineage: Eukaryota; Metazoa; Arthropoda; Insecta; Lepidoptera; Pyralidae
Exons: 3
Coding region: 635-2872 (745 amino acids)
Source: RefSeq, a predicted model, not a curated record
GCGCGCCCGCCCUAACGUUACGCGCUAUAUCGCUCCUCCCGCAUCCGAAACGGUACGAAUUACGAAUACUUGGUCGGACUUUCUUAAUAGACCGGGCUACCGCUGACAUGAAGUAUUAACGCAAUACAAGUCGGAUCAUUAUAAUCAAAGCUGGGAACAAGUGAAGUGACCGCCUGCGCCCGCGCAACCGCGCCGCACACUCCAACCUCUAACCGCCAUUCCACUGCCGCGAGCCUACAUUGGAGCACGCGUCGCGAUCGCAUCUCUAUUUAUUUCUUUCGAAAUAGUAACUCAUUUGUUGUGGUGUAUUACAACCUGUUUGCUACAAUUCAAUUGUUGUGUAUCCAUUUGAAUUUCCGUUCGUACGUGUUCGAGUGAACAAUUUCUCCUUAACGGACAAGUGCAUUGAGUAAGUGUAGAGAAGGCUACAUUCCAAACCGGUGUCGUUCUUUAAUGGACGAGGUGUAUACUCUGUGUGUGUUUCAUUAGUUAGCGAGGGAAGUGACUGUGUUCCGCGGGGUUCUGUGAACUGGACGAAGCCCUUGUGAUUUAAUGACAAGUAGCUCACCGAUGCUCAGUUUCCCGAACAGAAUGUAAUAGUACAUAGACAAAAAGUAGCCAAUUUAAAAGAAAAAUGGCUCGAGGAACACUGAGCGAAAAUGAACGCCAAUGCCUAGACGGCGACGCAAAAAACCAAAUGGAUCGUCGACAAGAAACGGAAAAAACUCUAAGUGGUGAUUGUAAGCCGAACGGAUUGCGAGUCCGCUUCCUGGAUGAGGAAGGAAAGACCGAGAGGACGGUGAGCGCGGACGAGGUCGAUUACUCGGUAUCUAAAGUGAAAAAGAUACACAUAUUGAAAAACAGAAGCUCGAGCGAGACGAGCAUACUUCUAAGGAAUCCAUCGCUGAUGAAGAGGCACUCGAGCGUCGAGCGCCGCUUCAGCGAUGGUAAUACUGAUAACCUUAAUAACAACUCUAUGAGUGAAAAUCUCAAUGGAAGGAUAUCAAUUUUGAAAAAUUCCAAUUCUGAUAAUCUAGAUAAGACUGAGAACGAGACAGAUCAAACCAAAGACGCUAAUGGGCUGAGCUUUAAGAAGAAUUGUAACGUAUAUAGCGUAAACCAGGCGAAGACGUUGACGCCAGAGCGAAAGAAAUCGUUACCUCUCACAAUGCCAAGAUUGAUAGGCCAUAAAUUGCAAGAGAACGGACAGUGCAAAUCUAUUUUGCCAGCUGAGGUAUGCCUUGCUGAUGGAGCUUCUGGGAAAGACUUCACAUCGCGCGCCAUCGGGCGGCUGUCUAGAGGUUUGGGGAAACUUCUUCGACGCACCAAUAGUGUGCGAAUCAGCGAUCCAGAUCCAGUUUACAAGGUGGCUUAUCUUGGCAACGUUCUCACUGGCUGGGCGAGAGGUGAGAGCUGUAUAGAAAAGCCGCUGUCGACACUCUGGAGAAACUACCAACAGUCAACCAAACCUGACGUAGUGAUGAAACUCUCAGUCACCAACUCCGGCCUGAAGGGCUUCACCAAAGAGCACGGUCUCACCGAGUACUGGUCCCACCGCAUCACGUACUGUGCCAGCCCUCCUCACUACCCUAAACUAUUUUGUUGGGUCUACAGACACGAGGGCAAAAAGCUAAAGCAUGAACUCCGAUGCCAUGCCGUUCUCUGCACCAAAGAAUCUAUAUCAAAGAAGAUCACCGAGGAACUACAAAUUAAAUUAAGGCAAGCAUUAGUCGAAUUUAAAAAGGAUAGAAUCUCGAAGCAGAACGCGAGACUUAGUCUCGCCAAUAGUGUUUACGAUAAUCCAAGCAUGCCACGCAGAAAAAUACUUCUUAGCGUUGGUGCGACAAACUAUAGGCCGCCCCUAGAGAGAUCCAAGUCUGCCCCAAAACUCGGUGCCAUUGAAGAGCUUUGCUCUGAAGAGGAUGAAGAAGAAGCUGAGAUGAAUGCAAAACAAAAUAUAGAAACUUGGACAAGAAACACAAUGGGUAACAGUAUGAUAGUUGAUGAAUUCUAUACCUCACACACUCUUGACAGGCGACGACAGGAAAUGAAGUCUCCGCGCAAAUUAUCGUGUCCAGAAGGCGUAAUGGAUAGAACCCGAACAGAUUCUGAACGCAGUUCAGACGUUGCUUCGGAUAAAGUGAUCGAUCUUCUUGCUGAAGAAAGCAAAAGAGUAGACGUAGAGCAUAGCAAUAAUGAAACUAGUCAAAACGAUGAGAAAUUGGAGUCCAGAUUGCAUACGUUGGAAUCUAUUGCUGAAACUAAUGAAUUGGCCGAAAACGCAAGAAACAAUGAUAGUAAAAAUGUGCACCUGUUAUCUCAAAGUAACUUCCUCGUCACGGACAGCGACGAUGGAUCCGUUUCUUCAGGCUGCGAGACUGCCAGCACGGUGACGUCUGACACUGAACCAUCAUCGCUUCCCUCGAACUUCCCGCAGGAAGAAAUACAGAAGAAGCACCCGAAAAAUGAAGACGACAUCGCAAACUUUGACCAACGUUUUGAGCGUUCACCAUUGACGGCAAGCGAUAAGAGCUGCUCAAAUUCCACUCACGUGGUGAAUACAGACAGCAAUAUUUCCAACAUAUCCUCUCCAGAGGAAGUGAAUCACGUACCGAUAGGUGAAAAGAAUACCUUCCGCCGAAGAUCCACGUAUCCGCCUUUGGGUGUUGAUUCCAGUAUUCUCAACAACUUUGAGGGCAGUUUCGAACCCCUUAUUGAUCUAACGGAUGUAGAUAGCCUGACUUCGAGCACCGAAACAGAGGUAUUCAAAGGAACAGGCGAUAACGACAGCGCAUGCAGCGACGAAUCUGGUUAUUCAGAACUUAUAGAUAAUGGCAAAGAUAGUAUUAUCGGCAAUACUAUUAUGGUGUAGAACAUAGACGAAUAAAAUGCAACUGUAGAUACAUUUGAGAAUAAUAUAUUGUAUAGCAAGGCACAACUUGUAGCUUAAAUUUAUAGAAAAACUUGCUGUAUAGCGACCGUUGUGUUACAUUAGUUUUACUUGUAAAUAACAGGGUACGAUUGUACUUGAUCCAUUUAACAUAUUAUUGUCGUUAUAUGUUUGUAAAUAUCUUAAUGUAAUAUCACUUAUAUUGUGAACAUAAAAUUUAUAAGAGAUUUUAUUAUUUUUUUCUUGUAUAUUUUGUUUGCUACGUCCUCAAGCAUUGUUUGUUGUUUCAUUCAUAUUUAUUAUACAUUAUUCAUUCAAUGUUAAUAGUUUAUACGUGACACAAUCAGAAUCGUAGGUACUUAUACAUUCCAUUAUACAUUUGUUGUUUGGGAUAUCUCAUCAAUGUCUGUAGUAAGGAUCAUUUUUGGAAAAAAUAAAAAUGAAAUGAUGA